Messenger RNA from Racocetra persica, 172 nucleotides. Lineage: Eukaryota; Fungi; Glomeromycota; Glomeromycetes; Diversisporales; Gigasporaceae. The record is from the annotation of a GenBank genome assembly.
UCAUUUAAUGAUGAUGAAACUGAAGUUUUAAUUGCACGAGUUUCUUUAUUCCCAAAAACUAUAAAUAGUGAAUUAAUUCUUCCAGAUACAAUUAUUCCACGUGAACUUAGUUUGAAAAGACAAUUGUAUCUGUUUAAUGAAGUAGCUCAACAUAUUCAAAAUCCAGACAAGC